UUGGGAUUGGUGUUGGUUUUGUUUAGUCCAAUUCUUGAAACUCUGCUGUCUACUGUCAGUGAAAACUCGUAAUAGUUAAUUUGUAUGUUGGGCAAGUGUGUGUGAAUCAGUGAUUUUAUUAACUGUGUUUGGAUUAUUGCCGCUUAGAAAGAGGUAUAUGCUGACCUCACCCUUCUUUCGCCACGAUGGUAUACGAUGAGACUCGCCUACGAACCAGCUGACCCGACAGCCUCGGGCUCACCACGAUGAGUGGGCCCCGUCCCUACCCGCCCAGUGACCACCCCCUCCCAGAGAAAGAGCCAUUGCAAUUCGAGGCUCAUUUGACAGGAGCGCCGGAGGAGGUGGUGCAGCUGGUCAACAACAUCAAGGAGGUUGGUGAACAGUUUCUGUACCACUGGAAAACGUUUCCGAUCAUCCUACCUCCUCCAGUGAACGCUACAGCUCCGUCCCACACCAGUGUUGCCAAUGCAGACAUACCAUACAUCACAGGAGGAGGAGGAGGGGAAAAUUGUUGUACCUUAGCACGCAGACAGCACAGGCCCAACAAUCUGCGUGAUCUGUUUGUGGCACCCAGUUUCGAUGAAUUGGAUGCAGUGGCAGUGGAUUCCAGCGGAGAACCUCGGAGACUCACUGGCAAGCAGUUGGAGUCACUCCGAGAACGAGGCUUACAUAAGGACAAAUUCGGGAAACCAAAACGUCUAACUUCAAGUCAACUAGAGUCUAUACGACGUUGUGGAGAGUUCGAGGUGCCCAGUCUCAACUUUGCUGGCCAGACGCACAAGUGGCGACUCAGUGGUCUGCUACAGAAAGGCUGUGAGCGAAGUCGCGCGGCGCUGCUGGACGAUCUAGCGCUGGCGCUGAGGUUCGUACUGGUCACCGCGCGUGCCAGACUCACCAGCCACUUUUUCAGUCUAGCACAGGCUGCGAAGAGUCUACUCUCUGGAACUGUCAAACUGCUCGAUAUUCUGGUUGGAGUUCCGUCUCUGCAGGCUCACAACCUUGAGGCCAAACUGAGGGAGGAGAGAUGUAGAUAUCUGGUGGCAGAGCUUGUAUGCAGGACGGAAUUCGAGGAUUCACUGGAAUCUUUGUGUGGUUUUGUGAGAAGACAACUACGAAGAGCAACCACAGAGAAAUUCGAGGUGGAGAGAGAAGCUUGCCACCCCCCUGUACCCAUCCCCUACCUCUUCUUGACUCCUAAGGGUUGUGAACUGGACCUGAGAUUAUUCAGCAGGGACAUCAUGCGGAGAGCUCUUCCUGUGCUAGUCACCAUCCUUGAGCGUGAGACGAGGGGCUGGUUCUUACACUUUCGGGAGAGGCUCAUCUCAGAGUUGAGAGCACAGAAACUGCCAGAUGAUGAGAUAGAGAGGGAGGUAAACCAAGCUGUGAUGAGGGAGUACCUACAGAGAGUCUACUCUAGUAUUCUGGGAAACACUGAACUUCAGGCAUUGGGAGAAGGCAUCCCUCAACUACUGGUACAACAAGCUCAGAGUGUUGUAUUGAUGUACAGAGCUGUGGAGAAUAUGCAGUGCAAGCUGAGGAAAACCAAAGAGACGUUGCGACAGAGGAUGUUGUACACACACCCCAUACUGAGUAGGAUAGGGCCUUGGAUGAGAGAGAAGCUGCGGAAAGCAGAAGAAAGAUUUAUCGAGGAGUGUCAAUGGAGUGCCCACGAGGAAGCCCUAUUCUUAUGUAACAACCAACAUCUACAGCAGGCAGUCUACUUCUUACAUAGGGACCUCACUUUCAUGAAGGAGAGGGAACCAGUUUUGUUGAAGGAACUACGGAAGGUCAAAACGCCAACACGAAUAUUCCACUGGCGCACGCAGAUCUGGUUCCCGCGCAACUGGGUGGUGCGAAGAUGUUUCCAGGGCACCAGUGAGGUGGUGCCGACAGUCCUGAGUGGGACCGCCACCUCCAUCACCACCCCUCGCUCUGAUCCUAGUCAGCCAGUGUUUCUUGUAGAGAAGGAGGUGGAGAGGACGACCACCACCAGGUGGCCUCUAUGGAGAUGGAUUAACUACUGCCUUAGGACGUGGACCUGGUCAUGGAAUGCCAUGUUCUUCUUCGGGGUUGUGAUCCCAUGGUGUAGCCCUGUCUCACUGAGAGCUCUUCUGUGUCUCGCUCCAUUCACCCCAGACCUAGAGUUGUCACAGGUGAAUGGCACACUGUUCCCACGCAAGUCCUCCCUCACCCCCUCUCUAGCUUCCAGGCUGCUCAGUCUCUGGAGACACAUCUCCAAGUCCAGAACUCACUUUGAGACCAAGCCUGACACAGGUUUUAUUGGAAAAGGUCUGACCCGUCAAGUAAACCGAGUGUGGAACUACGGUUGUAAGGGGCUUCUGGGUACUCUGGCCCUGGUCGUGGUUUUCCCCCUCAUCUGUCUGUCCGUCAGCCUCCUCAGUCUCUUCAUUGCAAUCACAGCUUUUAUUUGGAUGCCAAUGGUCGUUCUCUGUCUUCAUCUCGGUAUGAUACUGUUUUGGGACCUUGACUGUCCAGUUUCCUCCCGUUCCCGGUACCUGGUCAUUCUACAAGCACUCCUGUGGGAUAUAGGGGUUCUUGGGUUGGUUCAACCUGUCGCAGCACUCAUUGUCGCUUUAGUUAUCUGUCCUCUGAUGACCCUUACUGUGGCCACAGUAUGUGUGCUGAGGUACUGGCUGAGGCUGGCAUAUGAUGCACUCAUGUUCCACCUGCUGAUCAAGAAGAGAGCUCGGGUCCCAGCUUGUGAUGGGUUGCUAAUAAAAAGGAUAGCAGGUCCUGGAUUGACAUCUGAUUAUUACUAUCAGAUAAAGCCCGAACAAGCUUUGGCGGCUUUUGAAGCUAAACUGGAGCUUGAUGAAUUGGCUUCGUAUCAACAUCAGAUGGAGCAGAAAAUACUGCAACCGCAGAAAGACUUCAGCCAAUUUGUGGAGGCCUGUUUUGGUCCAUUCUCUGCGACACUGGCAAGAACAGGACCCUACAAGGUGUUGGAACGAGAGGCUCAAGAUCUUCUGACAUGUUUACAUGAGAAGUUGGACAAGCGACGACGAGAAUUGUCCUGUGGUCUGGCUCCCACCGUAAGGGCCAAGCUCAAGCUCAACAGAUUAGAUCUGAAGAUCGCCAUCCAGCAAGGAGCGCUGAUGAUGGAACGGCUGGGAAGGUGGAGUGGGGAAGAGGAAUUCUGGGAAAGCAAGGGACUUCCUGCCCAUGACUGGCCCGGACUGGCCGGACUUGUAUAUACAGACAUCUUCAGUUUGGACUUCCUCACACCACUGGAUGACCAGGAUACUAAGUUUAAACUGGAGCCAGCAUCACACGUGGACCUGUCUCGUUACACAGAACUGGUGAGGUCUGCAGAGUUAGGACCAGGCUGCCUUGAUCUGUUAGGACCUGUUUACGCACCAAGGGGGAACAUCCAGGUCCACUCUCCCUAUCUGGAUGUGGCAGCUUUCAACCCGAGGCAGAAACAGACUAACUCCAGCAAACAAAGGGAAGUGAAUACCUGCAGCUCCAGUGUUGCCAAGACGACAGGGGAAGCUGAGGCAUCAUCAUGGGAAUGUUGGCAACCCUGGAAGCGGCACAACCGUCCGUACAACGCUGAGAAGCUGUUGAUACCACUACCAGUGCCCCAUCCAGCACACAUCGCUGUGGCCAUACAUAACCGAGACACUGACGAUGUGAUACCUCUUGACUCUGAGAUCUGUUGUGAGAUUUUAAGGGCGGUUGAGGACAGCAGUCAGGAAUGUGUGGGAGGAGUAGCGAGAUAUCGGGGAGGGGGAGUGGACAGCAGUUUCGACUCUGUGGAAUCCCACAGCUGCGACUCAGAGGAUACCCCUCUCCCCGUUCCCCAACCCCUCCCCUCUGCCCCUCCUCCCCCUGCCACAACUGCAGAGACAGGUUUCAACUGGCGACAGGGGGAAUGGGCGAACCCAACCAGGCGGAAAAGGAACUCUGGAACAGUCCGGGUGGACCUAGCAUCUCCUGAAGAUGUAUCUCUGGAUACGGAUUCUACUAGGGUGGUCUUCAGCAGUUAUGGAACUACAGUUUAGGUUGCAGUUGGAGAGUUUGUGGCCCGAGUGUAUCCACAAAUAAUGCUGGAUUCAUGUGUAACAAACUUGAAUGGACUGGACGUCAGGCAGCAUCAAUAGCUCUGUGGCAGACAGUGAAUGGGCCACCCCUAUUUUGCCACCUUCACAACAGGCCAGAGCUCCUAUCGUCUGUUUAUUUCCUCCAAAUUGACUUAAGGACAAAGUAUGCAACAAUUUUGUGAAUAUAUAUGGUUUUGUUCAAUGUUCUAAAAAGGAAAAAACAAAUUUAAUGUUGCAAAUAUUAACAUUGGCUCUUAGUACUAUUAUGCUUGACUAUUACCAAUGUCCUCAGCAUAUUAAGUGUUAAUAUUAUAAGUUCUUUGUAGUGUAAAGUUUACUGAAUUGGCACUGUUUCUUUUCUAAAAAUAUCUGUUUAAACAUUAUUAUGGGUUUUAUAAAAGUUACAACUUGGGCCGCAAACUAUAGUCAGCUAGAUAUGGUUGUAAAUACUACGUAGUUCUUGUAAUUUAAGCAGAAAAUGACAUAAAGCUUUAUUGCCAAUAGAUUUAAGACGUAAUUUAGGUUAAGAAGACGUAACAUCCAAUGAAUUCUACAAUGAAAUAACAACAUUUGCCCUCUAACAAAUCCAACACAAAGUCGUAUAUACACCAAUAAAUAUACAAAAAUAUAUAAAUUAGUUUUAAAACUAUAUAUAUUUGUUUCUCUGAAACUUACAACUUGUUAAUACUUUUUACACUUAGUUUUAAUUUUAUUUAUUAAAAUGAUUUUUUUUUAAUUCUUUAUAAGAUUCUUUUAACUUUUUAUCUAACAUAAGUUUUAUUACUGAUGAAAGACUGUUACACAUUUUAAACACGAUAUAAAAUCACAUGUUAAAAAUUGUAUUGAAUGUUCCAAAGAUAGUGGAUUAUUUGUUGGAUUAAAUUUUAUUAUUUA
Homalodisca vitripennis (glassy-winged sharpshooter) is the source of this 4958-nucleotide messenger RNA. RefSeq lists its product as uncharacterized. The transcript is spliced from 27 exons. NCBI's taxonomy places the organism in Eukaryota, Metazoa, Arthropoda, Insecta, Hemiptera, Cicadellidae. The coding region runs from base 246 to 4025 and encodes 1259 amino acids. The record is from RefSeq and is a predicted model, not a curated record.